AUGCCCGACACCCUCGAACCCGAUAGCUCCAGUUCCGCCACCACCGUUCAAGACGCCCCGCAAAAGCAGUCAUCUCAAACCACUCCGACAUCUCCCUCCCCGUUCGUGAAAGAAACACAUCAAGACUGGACAGAUGAUACUCUAGACGCUUUGAUGGUGAGCAGCAACGGUGUCGGUUUUUACCUCCCGGCGUAUAUGCUCCAAGCUCACAGUGCGGUCUUUCGCGAUAUCAUCUCCGGCGGUCUGACCGGACAAACUCGGGCUCAAAGCGACCCUUCCACCAAACACCACACUCUCGAGCUGACAGACAACUCUUUCGAGACUUCCUCUGUCGUCGCAUGGGUACUGCAAUUGAUGCAUGGCACGUUCGACACAAAUACUUUCGUAGAGGACCAAAAAGCCGAAACAAUACUUAGUCUGACAAAGGUGAAAUCGUUUGCCAACAAAUGGGAUUGUCGUUCAGUACUGGACGGUCUUGAGCGCGCUAUCAUCACGAUCAGCUGCGACAGCCAUACCGAACCUUUCAACAAACUUGCUCAAUUUGACAUUUUGACUGUGGCAUCUAAUAUCAAUCGUCCUUAUGCGGCUUAUGCGGUACUCCUCCAUUGGGAUGCACCCGAUAGCGACGAGAAGCGGGAGUACCGUUACUACGAGACGACAAUCACCAAGAAGAGGCCUUUCGAUGUUACUGUUCUCACACGAUUCGGAUACAGCCUCUUUUCGAUAGAUUAUAUUUAUGCGCUUCACAAGUCGUUCAGGCAACAUCCUAUGGACCAAAAGCUCUGA
This is a messenger RNA of Cryptococcus wingfieldii CBS 7118, 786 nucleotides long. RefSeq lists its product as hypothetical. The record is from RefSeq and is a predicted model, not a curated record. The transcript is spliced from 2 exons. The coding region runs from base 1 to 786 and encodes 261 amino acids. Lineage: Eukaryota; Fungi; Basidiomycota; Tremellomycetes; Tremellales; Cryptococcaceae.